AUGUCUCUGGGACCCGGCCCGGAGGCGGGCUUCUCGAGCGAGGAGCUGCUGACCCUGCGCUACCCGCUGCACCGCGCCUGCCGCGACGGCGACUUGCCGGCGUUGUGCGCCUUGCUCCAGAGCGCGCCCCGCGAGGGCUUGGCGGCCGAGGACUCCUUCUACGGGUGGACGCCCCUCCACUGGGCCGCGCAUUUCGGGAAGUUGGAGUGCUUAAUACAGUUGGUGAGAGCGGGAGCUACUGUAAAUGGCUGCACAACGCGCUUUGCCCAAACACCAGCCCAUAUUGCUGCUUUUGGAGGGCAUCCUCAGUGCCUCAUCUGGUUAAUUCAAUCAGGAGCCAACAUAAACAAACAGGAUUAUGUUGGUGAAACUCCUAUUCAUAAAGCCGCUCGAUCUGGCAGCAUGGACUCCAUAAGUGCCCUUGUGGCUCAUGGAGCUCAAAUAGACUUGAGAAAUGCCAGUGGCCUGACAGCAGCAGAUCUUGCACAUACCCAGGGCUUCCAGGAAUGUGCUCAGUUGCUCUUGAAUCUCCAGAACUGCCCGCUGAACCAUUUCUAUAGCAAUGGCACCUUAAAUGGGUUCCAUCAGAAUACCAGCCCCAAUCUCCUUAGUAAAGGCACAAGUCGGAAACGAUCUUUUGAAGAUAUGGAGAUCGCUGGAAUAAAGAAAGCUAGGACUGAAGGUCAAAAUAUUGAUGGCUUAAUACCAAUGACAAAUGGAGGAAAUGAAGAUGAUGCUGACAAUAUGCAUGUUGAUAGAGAGUUUGCGGUGAUACCAGAUACGAACUGCAGUAACUCCAUAUUGAAUGCAUUGACAAAUGGAUAUUCCAUCAAUGGACGCUUGGACUUCAGCUCCCCAGCCCAGCUCAAUGGAUUGAGUGCCAGGCGUGAAGAAUGCUUAACACUGAUAGUACCUAAUGAAGUAGCCUCUGCCAAUAAGCAUGUGAUUAAUGUUGGCAAUGGCAUCGAGGAACCAGAAAAAAUCAUAAAUGUGUCCGACAUGUGUGGCUCUUUACAUCUGAACGGAAGUCCGAGCAGCCUUGUGUCAAACAGGCCCUUGUGGGUGGAGGACCUUGGAGAUACAUUGCACUAUGGACAUUACCACGGCUUUGGUGACACUGCUGAAAGUAUUCCCGAACUCAGCAGUGUCGUUGAGCAUUCCAAUUCUGUUAAAGUCGCACAGAAAUACGACAAUACCGUCUUGGGUACAAUGUAUCUCUAUCAUGGUUCCUAAGUUGUCAAAAAUCU
This is a messenger RNA of Euleptes europaea (tarantolino), 1247 nucleotides long. RefSeq names its product ankyrin repeat domain 10 (gene ANKRD10). Bases 1 to 1233 code for a protein of 410 amino acids. The transcript is spliced from 6 exons. NCBI's taxonomy places the organism in Eukaryota, Metazoa, Chordata, Lepidosauria, Squamata, Sphaerodactylidae. The record is from RefSeq and is a predicted model, not a curated record. Gene Ontology annotation, molecular function: protein binding.